GCGAUGUCGCGUGUUUAAGGGGUGCCCUUGGCCGCCUGUAAGCCGCGACACCGCAGCGGCGGAGGCUCCGAAAAUCCCCCGGUGUGAACGGGGAGGCGGCGGGGCCCGCGGGCCGCGCUCCCGUGCUGGGCGCGGCCCGGUCGGCGGUGCUGCGCCUGGGCCCGCCGCCCGGCGGGAGUGCCCGUGUCAGGGUGCCGGCAAUGCCUGGCUGCCGGGCGGCGGCGGCUCCGCGGCGGCGGCGGCUCCCGGGCUGAGCAGCGGCUCCGGGCCCCCUCCUCCGCCUCCCCGCGAGGUCCCGGCCCGCCCCGGCCUGCCCGGGCGGGGAUGAGGCGCUGCGGAGGUGGCACAAAGGCUCCUCCGGGGCUGCCCGUUGCCUAACGCGGCCCAGCGCCCCCCGGGCCGGCCCCGCCGCCGCCUCCCUGCUUGUGCCCUCGGCCCCCGCAGCCGCGCGGGAGGAUGUCGGAGGAUCAGGACAUGGACAAGAUGAUCAAGGAAACCUCCAUUUUAGAGGAGUACAACAUUAACUGGACUCAGAAGCUGGGAGCUGGGAUCAGUGGUCCCGUUAGAGUCUGCAUGAAAAAAGCCUCUCAAGAACGCUUUGCACUGAAAAUCCUUCUUGAUCGUCCAAAAGCUAGAAAUGAGGUACGUCUGCACAUGAUGUGUGCAACACAUCCCAAUAUUGUUCAGAUUAUUGAAGUUUAUGCUAACAGUGUGCAGUUCCCACAUGAAUCCAGCCCAAGGGCUCGGCUCCUAAUUGUAAUGGAGAUGAUGGAAGGGGGAGAGCUAUUUCACAGAAUCAGCCAGCACCGGCACUUUACUGAGAAGCAAGCAAGCCAAGUAACAAAGCAGGCAACUUUGGCUUUGCAGCAUUGCCACUCACUAAACAUUGCACAUAGAGACCUCAAGCCUGAGAAUCUCCUCUUCAAGGAUAACUCUCUGGAUGCUCCUGUUAAAUUGUGUGACUUUGGAUUUGCCAAAGUAGACCAAGGUGACUUGAUGACACCACAGUUCACUCCAUAUUAUGUAGCACCUCAGGUAUUGGAGGCACAAAGACGGCAUCAGAAAGAAAAAUCUGGUAUUAUCCCCACCUCUCCAACACCUUACACUUACAACAAGAGCUGUGACUUGUGGUCCCUGGGUGUCAUUAUUUACGUGAUGCUGUGUGGAUACCCUCCGUUUUACUCCAAACACCACAGUCGGACAAUUCCAAAGGACAUGCGGAAAAAGAUCAUGACAGGAAGUUUUGAAUUCCCAGAGGAAGAGUGGAGCCAGAUCUCAGAAAUGGCGAAAGACAUUGUGCGAAAGCUGCUGAAGGUCAAACCUGAGGAGCGUCUGACCAUCGAAGGUGUGCUGGACCAUCCCUGGCUCAACUCCACCGAGGCACUUGAUAACAUCCUCCCCUCUGCCCAGAUGAUGAUGGACAAGGCAAUGGUAGCAGGGAUACAACAGGCUCAUGCAGAGCAGCUUGCAAACAUGAGGAUCCAGGACCUGAAAGUCAGUCUCAAACCCCUUCACUCCGUCAACAACCCGAUCCUGCGCAAAAGGAAACUAUUGGGCACUAAGCCGAAGGAUGGUGUUUAUAUCCAUGACCCUGAGAAUGGAAGCAACGAUUCCAAUGUGGCUCUGGAAAAGCUGAGGGAUGUGAUUGCUCAGUGCAUUCUACCACAGGCUGGUAAAGGAGAGAAUGAAGAUGAGAAGCUGAAUGAAGUGAUGCAGGAGGCAUGGAAGUAUAAUCGAGAGUGUAAGUUACUGCGAGACACUCUUCAGAGCUUCAGCUGGAACGGCAGAGGAUUCACAGACAAAGUGGAUCGACUAAAACUGGCAGAAAUAGUAAAACAAGUGAUCGAAGAGCAGACAAACUCCCAUGACUCUCAAUAGCUGGAGCUUCUUAAUCUUAUUUUUUUUACCAUUUAAGAUUUAUUCUUUAACUGUAAAAAGUAUUUUUAUGUAAAUUAAUAAAUCAUAAUUAUUUCAUUAAA
Pezoporus flaviventris is the source of this 1979-nucleotide messenger RNA. It is a transcript of the gene MAPKAPK5, whose product is annotated as MAPK activated protein kinase 5. Gene Ontology annotation, biological process: peptidyl-serine phosphorylation; negative regulation of TOR signaling; Ras protein signal transduction. Gene Ontology annotation, cellular component: cytoplasm; nucleus. The record is from RefSeq and is a predicted model, not a curated record. The transcript is spliced from 14 exons. Lineage: Eukaryota; Metazoa; Chordata; Aves; Psittaciformes; Psittacidae. Gene Ontology annotation, molecular function: mitogen-activated protein kinase binding; calcium/calmodulin-dependent protein kinase activity; calmodulin binding. The coding region runs from base 457 to 1878 and encodes 473 amino acids.